UCAUAUACCGCGCUGUCUUCCUGCUGAGUCCCCACUCUGUCUCCGGUAGCGGUCCACGCCGCUUCUCCACCUCGCCUCGCCUCGCCGUUCCACGCUCCCAAGUUCACACCCGGGGGGGAGAGGAGGACGCGUCAAGUGUUUUUUUUUUUCCGUGGGGGCGGAGCGAAUCGAGGAGAUAUCGCUGAGCUGGAUUGCAGGCAUCAUGGUGAACAUCCCAGAAUACUUUGCAGGGAAAAAUGUGCUCAUCUCUGGAGCUACAGGCUUCAUGGGCAAGGUGCUGCUGGAGAAGCUGCUGAGGUCCUGUCCAGAGGUCGGAGCCGUCUAUGUGAUGGUCAGAUCUAAAGGUGGUCAGAGCCCUAAGGUCCGCAUCGCUGACAUGAUCAACUGCAAGCUCUUUGAAAGACUGCAGGAGGAGAAGCCGGAUUUUGCAGAGAAGAUCAUCGCGGUGAGCAGUGACCUCACGCAGCCGGAGCUGAAUCUGAGCAAAGAGGAUCAGAGCGUCCUGGCUGAAAACAUCAACAUCAUCUUCCACUGUGCUGCCACCAUCCGCUUUAAUGAGCCACUCAAAGAUGCAGUGCAGCUGAAUGUCCUGGCCACCCAAAAGAUGCUGGCUCUGGCCCACAAGAUGAAGCACCUGGAGGUCUUUAUUCACGUCUCCACAGCCUACGCCAACUGUGACCGGGAGCUCAUUGAGGAAGUCAUCUACCCUCCCCCUGUAGACUACCGCAAACUCAUCGAUUCUCUGGAAUGGAUGGAUGAUGAUCUGGUUUCUGCAAUGACUCCUAAGCUGAUUGGACAGCGCCCCAACACCUACACCUACACCAAGGCUUUGGCGGAGUAUCUGGUGCUGCAGGAGGCCGGAGACCUCAACGUUGCCAUCGUGAGACCAUCCAUAGUCGGAGCCAGCUGGAAAGAACCGUUCCCUGGCUGGAUCGACAACUUCAACGGCCCCAGUGGGAUAUUUAUUGCAGCUGGGAAGGGGAUCCUGCGUACAAUGAGAGCCUCUAACAACGCCGUGGCCGACCUGGUUCCUGUAGAUGUGGUCAUCAACGCCACGGUGGCGGCAGCUUGGUACUCUGGGUCGCAGAUGCACAGCAGGCCUAAAAGCAUCCUGGUGUACAACUGCACCACCGGUGGGAUCAACCCGUUUCACUGGGGGGAAGUUGAGUACCAUGUAAUAUCCACAUUCAAGAGGAACCCCCUUGAGCAGGCCUUCCGUCGGCCCAAUGUUAAUCUCACAUCCAAUCACCUAAUCAAUCAGUACUGGAUCGCUGUGAGCCACAAGGCUCCGGCCUUCCUCUAUGAUCUGUACCUCAGGCUGAUUGGACGCGAGCCCAGGAUGAUGAAGACGAUCACUCGCCUCCACAAAGCCAUGAUGGUGCUGGAGUAUUUCACCAGCCACUCUUGGGUGUGGAACACAGACAACGUGGCCAUGCUGCUGGCUCAGAUGAGCCCAGAGGAUAAGAAGGUAUUUAACUUUGACGUGCGUCAGCUGCACUGGGCUGAGUACAUGGAGAAUUACUGCAUGGGCACCAAGAAAUACGUCCUGAACGAGGAGCUGUCAGGGCUGCCUGCAGCACGCAAACACCUCAACAAACUGAGGAACAUCCGUUACACCUUCAACACCGUCCUGGUGGUGCUCAUUUGGCGAGUCUUCAUCGCCCGGUCUCAGAUGGCCAGAAACAUCUGGUACUUCGUGGUGAGCCUGUGCUUCAAAUUCCUCUCCUACUUCAGAGCUUCCUCCACCAUGAGAUAAUGAGCGAGGGGGGACACAGCGACGGGUGGAGAGGCGGAGGGAUGAAGAAGCUGUGGAUGAUGAAAGAGGAGAGAUCCCAGCUGUCUGAAACCAUUAACCACCUGACGGCUACCGGACCAGCCUGGAGUCUACAGCUCGCCCUAAAAAGAAAAAAAAAACAAAACAAAAAAAAAAGUUGCACAUCUCUAACCUGAUCUCCAGCAUUUUGUAAAUGCCGCUCCGACUAACAGCUCUCAGGCGAGUUAGAGAAGCUUGCUUUCUGUUCGUCUCCAGCUUUUCCUCUGGAGCACUUCCUGCGACCCUGCUCUGUCUCUUCUUCGUCUCUCUGCUCGCCUGCCUGCAAAACCGAAGCUAUGCACUGGGCCGCGCUCCGCAGCAGAAGUCCUCCGCUGGCUUUGAGUCGAGUCCAGGCAUCAGUUCUGUAACGUCUAACACUCCCAGAUGCAAGUCUGUGUCUUUGUUCAUUUUUUUUGUGCGUGUGUGUGUGUGUAGAAAGCAGGGGGUUUUCAUCCAACAGUAAACUUGUUUGGCUCGUUCAGGGACAGUUUAAAACCCACUCCCCCUCCCUCCCUCCCUCCCUCCCCAAACCAAAGCCAUUUCAACCAACGUCUAAAGUUAAAGACUUGCCUCGCAGUCUUUCUCUCGCUCUUCCCGCUUCGGCCUCAGCCCUCCUUUACGUCCCGAUUGGACGGCAGCGGCUCGUUCCCUGAUCGCGACUAAGCACAAUGUAGAUUGUAACGCUUUCCCCAGUGCCUACGAACUGAUUAUUCUAUCAGCACAAAUCAAGCAGCUUCUUCGGUUUCUUCUUCUGGAGGUUCCUUCUUCAUUAUUAUUUGCCAAAAUACCUCUUAGCUGACAGACUCGUAGCUCAGUUGAGGAUGAGACAGGUGGAGUUGAGAGGAUUCUCAAGUUAGGAAAUUAAACACACUCCAGUACCAGUUUAUAACUUGAAUCAUGACCAGUUUCUUUUUAUUUUUUGACUUUCGGGCACUACUUUUUGGGUUGCGUAAGACGUAGCUUGCCAUCUUUAGCGAGCAUGUUUUAUUUAUUUACUUUCCGAGCUGCUUCUUGGGUUAUUUCUUGUUUUAAAAAAUCUUCUGUUUCGCUUCGAUAGAAAUUUGCCUCACGAUCUGAUUCGAAGGCUCGUUUCAGUCGCGUUCGUCUGAGUGUGUUUGUACGACUCGGCCCUCGACGCUACAUCAGGUCAUACACGAGCAUAACUCAAUGUGCACUUUGUCAUCUUUGUCUUUUUUUUGUGUGUGUGUGUGCGUGCGUGUUACCUUUCCCUAUUUAUUUCAGCACUCUGAGCUUGGAGGAAGCAUGCCGCGUGCUGACGUUCGUGCUUGCAUGCGCCUCGUGCCAUCUCUUAAAGCCCUGCACCCGUUCAGGAAUGUGAGCGCUCUCUCUCUCUUUGCAUGAGCCAUUUUUACACGCGCUGAAAGAAUAAACCCUCCGAAUCGUGCCUGAACUUUUUCUCAACAGUCAAAAAUGAUGUGAAAAAGAAAGCAAUCAGAUCUAUGUUUUCUAAUUAUUUUGUGCAUAGCUCUAUUGAGGUAGACUUUUCCAUAUAUAUGGGAAAAAAAAGGUAUUUUUAUGUUAAUGCCGUUGUGUUGCUAGUUUACUCACAACUGCUGCUGUAAAUGUGAACAUCAGAGGUUAAUUAAAUAGCUUUCAUCAUACUGUGUGUGUGCGCACGUGCACACUUCAUCCUUCUCUGAAUGUAAAAGAAUCUUCUUUGUACAGUGGUAUUCUUCCUCAGAGUCUGAAACUAAAAUGUAAAUGCCUGUAAUUUUAUUGUAAAGGAAGGUUUAUUGGAGGGCUUGGUGGUCAGGGGUCGCCGACUCCAUUUCCUCUUUAGAGAGCGAGCGAGGGGCUUUCUGUCAAAUCUGGUGGAGUUUAAAAAAAAAAAAAAAAGAAAGUAAUGUCCAAUAAUUCAGGGUUUCCUUUGAGCUUGUUGUUGUGAUUGAGAUGUGAGAGUGGCUUCUUUUAACGAGAGGUCAGGAACUACUGAAUCAAACCACAGGGAUGCUUUCUCAUAAGUAGCAUCAUCUCUGCUCAAAGUAAAUCCUAAAUGGUCACAUCCAUCUAUCAUUUGCAUAUUUUAAAGCCCAGGAAGACACAUUUCAACCCUUCAUGUUCGAUAUUUGUAACAAAAACGAGUAAAGUUACAGGAAUAAUUUGACAUUUUGAGAAAUCACUUUGAACCUUUUCUUGCAAAGUUGGAUGAGAGCAUGUGGCUUGUUAGCUUAGCACGGCAUAAAGACUAAUGACCCGUGCGUCUACCACCUCUAAAUCAGCCCACCACCAGCCUGUGCAUCAUUGAUUAGUAUUUAUUUGUGCAGAUUAAUUAAAAAAAAUAAAAUAAAGGAUAGAUGUUACAUGUGGAGAUUGUUCCUAGCUACUUUCUGUCUUCAGAGUUUAUGCUAGGCUAACAGUUUCCUGCUACAGUUUUUGGGACAGAUGUAAUAUUCAACAUUCAAAAAAAAAAAAAAAAAAAAAAGAAAAGAGAGAGACAGUUAAUAUGUGAGUAAAUGUCAAAUCUGUUAAAUUAAUAACAAACAAUCUAAUCCAUCCUUUGCAGGACUCUAUAUGUGUGGUUUUAACCUUGGCUGAGAAUAACGUCCUCCAGUCACUCACUGGGGGAAGAAAACUAAUCAAAAUCAGUCUUUCCUUAAACUCUCCAGUUUGGCACUUAAACAUGUUCAUGAUUCUGUAUCUUCUUGGUUUCACGUCAUUUCCUGUUCGAAGCUGUGUUGAUGGUUUCAUGAAUCAUGAAGUACAAAUGUCUGUUUUUUGAAUGCACGGCCCAGUGUGUUGAUCACCUCAUCAAAGUAGGAAUGACUUUUUUUUUUUUUAAUUAAUUUUCAAGUUUCUUUUUUUUGGCAUUACUUAGUAAUUCUAUUUGCUUUUUUUUUUUUUUUUUUUUUAAAUAAAUAAACAGCCAGAAAAGUAAUAAGUAAAAAAAAAAAAAAAAUAAAUCUUGCGCUGUAGAUUUAAAGUCGCUCCUACUCUGAGCAGUGUGAUCGGCACCGGCCUCAGUGUUUCCUGUCUGAAGGUGGGAGAGGAGUUCUUGCCAGUCAUUUUCUAUGUGAAACUCAUAAAGAAAAAAAAAAUAAAUCAAUGGGUGCCUUUUGUUUGUAAACCAAAAAAAAGGAAUAAACCUUGUUUAAUCCUCCUGA
Molecule: messenger RNA, 4935 nt
Organism: Mugil cephalus (flathead mullet)
Lineage: Eukaryota; Metazoa; Chordata; Actinopteri; Mugiliformes; Mugilidae
Gene: far1
Product: fatty acyl CoA reductase 1
Exons: 13
Coding region: 203-1756 (517 amino acids)
Biological process (GO): long-chain fatty-acyl-CoA metabolic process
Cellular component (GO): peroxisome
Molecular function (GO): alcohol-forming very long-chain fatty acyl-CoA reductase (NADP+) activity
Source: RefSeq, a predicted model, not a curated record